Acanthocheilonema viteae is the source of this 4668-nucleotide messenger RNA. Lineage: Eukaryota; Metazoa; Nematoda; Chromadorea; Rhabditida; Onchocercidae. The record is from the annotation of a GenBank genome assembly.
AUGGAAGCUGAAAUAGAAGAGCUCAAGCUGAAAUUAAAAGAAUCAGAGUCAAAACAAGUAGCCAUUGCCCAGUUGGCAAAGGAAAUAUUAGAAAAGGAUAAGGAUAAGGAUCAACGCCUCUCUACGCUUGGUGAAGAAAAUCUUCAGCAGUCCAGGAAUAUUUCUCGCUUACAAGCGUUGUUGAAAAGUCGUGAUGAAGAUCUGGCUGAUGCUGAAAGUGAAGUGACAAAACUUCGCAAUGAAAUUAUUGAAAUAAAUGGUAUCAAAAGCGCUUAUUUAGUCGAACUCGAGCAAAAAAUGUCUUUUCUUCGUGCCGAGGUAAAUGAAAAGAAUGGCAUGCUGUUUGAUCAAGAGCAAGAAAUGCAAGAAGUGAAAAAAACAUUGGCAUCGAAAGAACGGGAAUUGGAAAAAGCGUCGCAAAAACCUGAAGUGUCGAUCAGUCAAAUACGCAACAGUUUCUCCAAUUCUGAGCGAGCGAAGUUGAAUGAGAAAAUAGCAGAAAUGGAAUUGGAAAGGAAUUUGAUGUUGGACGAAAUUUCACAGCUGCAAGAUAAAAUAGUUAUGGUUAAUCGGAAUUUGGACAAUGAACGAAGUCAUGUUGAGGAGCUUUCAACGAUAUGUAAUGAUUAUAAACAUGACGUCGAGUUUGUUGAUGAAAGAGUCAAACUGGAAAAAGAUCUCCUAAAGCUGAAAUGCCAGAAUGACUUUUUUGCUAGUCAGAAAGAAGCAUAUGAGUUGGAAUUAAACGAGCUAAGACACGAAUUGAUGCUUGCGUUAACCUUACGUACUGACGAAGGGAAUGCUGGCAGUGAUACAAGUAUGUUACAAUUGGAAAUUUCUCGCUUACGCACUGAAUUGACAGCACUUAAUGCCAAAUUAUUGGAAAAAUGCAAGGAGAGCGCAGAGGUUGAGACGGGGACUGUUUCAAAUACUUCGAAUAUCGUUGAUUUGAAAGAAUUUGCUUUCAACAAUUUGAAAGAAGAGGUGAAAACCUUAACUCUAAAAUUAGACAGAGCAGAGAAGGAGCGCAUUAAAUAUUUCGAGAAAGUUCGAGAAUCUGAGAAUCGAUAUUCAGAAGAAUGUAGGCGUUCUCGAAAGCUCUUGAACGAAAUAGAAUGUCUGAAAAGACGACUUGUGCUGGAGCAGAAAAAAAGUUUUAAUAAUGCACUUUCGAAAGCGCUUAAGCCUUCAAAAGAAAUCUUAACGGAAAAGAUUGCUGACUUCAACGAAAAAAUUGCUAACAUUAAUCAGAUUGAUGCAGAUGAUCCAACUAUCAGCGAAAUACAAAGCGCAGUUACACUGUCGAACUGCUCUCUGACAUCUACCAGACGUCCAUUGAAGGAAGAAGAAAUCGCUAAUAUUGGAAGUGGAAUACGAACAAUUUCUACUGAAUCAGCACGUGGUAUUGAUCAAAAUGAGGCACCGCAUUUGAUGUUAGAGUCAAAAACACCGUCAUAUACGAGUGAUAAGGAAAUGCCGGCUGAGAAGCGGUUAAAAUUUCAGUUGCCAGACGACGGAUUUAGUCACUCGGCGACUGGUGGGACUAAGGAUGUAUGCCGGAGAAGACCAAGACCAAAAAGACGAAUAAUGAGAAGGGUAAAUAACCUAGUAAGAGAAGGAGGCAACCGUGGAUAUUCAAAUGAUGGGCGAGAAUUUGUACUACGCUGGUUGGUUUUCUUAAGCUUAUAUACAAAUGUAGGAGUACGUGGUUCCAAUGGAUUUGGUGUUAUCAGGGGUAUUAGCUCACCUUCGAGGAUAUAUGACAAGUCUGAAGAUCCCAAAUCGCAUCCCUGUCGGGUAUUUCAAUUCAGUAACACUGGGCAAUAUUUCUGUUACUGCGAUACUGUCAGAGAAGAUUCCUGGUGCUUACCGUCUAAGUAUUUCAGUUCGCGCACUUAUGAUGUUAAAGAACGAAAUAAUGAGAAUGUAAAUCAUCGUCAGAAAACAGUUUUGGUUGAAAGUUCCACUGGAAGAGAAAUAUUUAAUGUUGACUUACCGCGUACUCAGCAAAUUGUCUUUUCUCCAAGGGACCGUCUGUUGGCAGCAUAUGAACCAUAUGUUUCUUAUGUUGCAAAAACGGUUGAAAAUAUUGAACAACGACAUCCAGCACCAAAUCUUAGGUUAUGGUCUCUUCCCGACGGAAAGCAUAUCACUACACUAAUUGCUCAAAAGCAGUGGACUGAUGAUGAAGUCUAUUCAGUUCGUUUGGUUGGAUCCGAAAUUUUGAUUCACAAAUAUAAUUCAUAUGAGAAAUAUGAGUCAAAACUAGUGAUCCGAAAUGUUGAAAGUUGCUCAUUGAGCUCUGGAAUGGAGCCACAUCAUCUUGCAGUAUAUAUUCCUGCAUUUGGUGGACAACCUGCAUUGGUACAACUCAAGAGGUUGGAUCACAAAUUCACUACAGUGGCUAGCAAAACUCUCUUUAAAUGCGAUAAAGUUAAUUUAUUAUGGAGUUGCAAAGGAAGUGCAAUGAUAAUAAUGGCCAUAGUGGAUGUCGAUACUUCAAACAAGAGUUAUUAUGGUGAACAGAAUUUGUAUCUUGUGGCAGUAAAUGGUGAUAAUUGUACUGUGCCACUAGAGAAGCGUGGGCCUGUUUAUUGCGCCAAAUGGAGUCCUAGCGGGAAACAAUUCGCAGUUUGCUAUGGAUUUAUGCCUGCUCGAGUAACUCUAUACAAUUUGAAAUGUGACCCAGUUUUUGACUUUGGCGAAGGCCCACGAAAUGAUAUGUAUUACAAUCGAUUUGGAAAUAUCUUGAUACUUUGUGGUUUCGGAAAUAUUGCAAGCGGUCGUAUGCAAUUUUGGGAUGUUGAAGCCCGACGUGAAAUUGUUACUAUCGAAGCACCAAAUACGACAUUACUAGAAUGGGCACCAGACGGUCAGCAUUUGAUGACUGCCACUACAGCUCCAAGACUUCGAAUCGAUAAUUGCUUCAGGAUAUGGCAUUACAGUGGUCGCUUGCUUUAUGAACAUCGUUAUGAUUUUCCCUCCGAAUUGUGGCAGGUACAAUGGCGUCCUGUUCCUGGGAACAUUUACCAUUCCUUUUCGAUUCCAAUUCUGACAGUUGAAGACAAAGCAAAAGCUGGAUUAAUGUUGCAAGGGAAGAACGUAGGCAAUGAGCAUCCAGUCAGUAAUUUGCCAGUUGGCACAAUCAAUAAAAAUGGAACUUAUGUACCUCCACAUUUGCGCAAAGGAUCGACGAAGAAUGCUUUGAAAACGGCGACAUCGGUUUCAAGUUCGAAAACUCCGUUAUCUGAAAAAGAGAAAAAGAUACGUGCAUUGCAAAAAAAAAUCGAUGAUAUUGAGAAAUUGAAGAAACGUAAAGAAAGCGGGCAAACCUUGGAAGCAAAUCAGAUGGCAAAAAUUAAUAAGGAAAAUGAGAUUAUUGAGGAAUUGGAAAAACUAAGAAGUUGUGCCUACGAAAACGUCCUAAGGCUGCGUUUUGGUGACAUUAUGGGAAGAUUACCUGGUAACAAAAGCAAGCUCAUAAAGAACACAGUGAAUAACGAUGAAAUUAGUGCGAAAAGCAACAGACGAUCUUAUGUACGUCAACGUAGAAAACUAAAUAGUAGACAAUAUGAACAGCCGUGCACAUCUAAUCAAAAGCCGAAAUUGGUAUGCAGUCUACCGGAAAAGCUAACGAAGGAGCUACAGACAUUGUCCAUGGAAGUUGUCGAAUUUGAAAGAAGAGCACAGGAUCGUUAUCGUAGUUUAAUUGAUGAAAAUAUUAAUCUGCGGAAACAAGUUAACGCUUUAAGCAGUAGAGUAGCGGAACUAUGUCAGAAGAUCAAUAAACUGUAUUCAAAAGAAAUUGUGGCAGAAAAAUAUGCGCUUCAUGGAGCAAAAAUGGACAAUUCGCCAGUAGGAUUAGAACCACAUGUUAAUGGUUCUUUUGAUGAUACGGAUGAUGAGGAAAAGCCUGAUGAGGCAGUUGGUACGAAAGGUUCUGCCAUCGAUGCUAACGAACUUAGUAACAAACCUCGUAAAAGACGCGCUGCCGCUAACAAACGUGAGGGUGAUUAUGCUAACAUGUUGAAGCAAAAUAUCUCGUUUUACGAACCAAAGAAAUCUGUGGUUGAUACACCGAAGUCUCGAGAAAAAAAGGCCAAAUUUUUGAAAAAAGGAUCAGAUGAUGGUACUGAUUCAGAUAACUCGAAUGAUGAUUCAAAAGAAGGAAACGAAAUUUCGCCAUGGAGAAUGUAUAAGCAUAUCCAAAUUAAGCCUCAGCAAACUGAUUUACCAAAACCAAAAAUUGCUCGUUCUGGUGGAGGUCGUAAUGUUCACUUUACGGAUGAAUGGAAACAGUAUGCGACAACUGUUUAUCCCAUUGAUCCAAGUCGUUACUGGAAUCUGCCGCAGGCUCAAUAUGAUCUUCUCAUACCGGACUCUGAUUUGGAAAUGUAUGCGAAAAAUCCAGAUAAAACUGAAAAGGAACAUUUUAUUCGAUCAAUUUAUGACUGGUUUCGAAGUCAACAUCGUGUUGCUCAAUUGCGAGUGGUACUAAGUGAAUGCAGUUCGGCGAUCGAUUUUGGUGAUUUAUGGGACGUGUAUGUUAAAGAAAUGAAACGACGGGGUUGGCCCGUUUAUGGGAAAAGACUUCGAAAAGGUGAAGUGUCAACUGCGAAGCAACAAAUUUUGGAAGAUUUCAUUGACUCUAACAUUCAAAUUUUUUAA